CGGGUGUUUUGCGUGCGGAUGACGGACGCCAGAAGCAGCAGGAGAUCGCCGAAGCAGCACUGCCAGGGAAAGGCAUAAAAAAGCAGUACGAACACAGCGAUUCGCCAUUUUAAAAAUCCUAUCAUUGCGGUAAGGAAGUGUAGUGAAUAGGAGAUUUUUGCAGGAUUUUUUCGCGGAUUCUCGUGUUGAUCGGAGUGUUUGUGCGGUGGAAAAAGGCGACCGUGUUGUAGCGGAUUCCGACGCGGAUGAAGUGACAGUGAUUCGAGUUGGUGUCGGGGAGAAAAAUCAAUCCGAUUGAUUGUGGAUCUCUAGUAGGCAGUCAUGGAAGGGAAGUAUUUUCCUCGGUGGUACUUUUCCUAGCAGCAGUAGCACCAGUGCCAAACAUAUACAGAAGAGCGCAGUGUAUUGAAAUAGGGCAUGGCAUCGUUAUGCUCCUACAUUGACCGGGUUGUGGCGGCGGUGGUGUAGAAGGAAGCGGGAAGAAAAUUAAAUCAUUAAUGCACAACAGUGUUCCUUGUCCGCUUUGGUCGAGUUUCGAUUCUGCCUUGGAACGACCUUUUCACUGGAUCCAGAAGUGGACUGAAGUUUAUAAACAAUAACAGUUUUGUUGUUUGCAACAUUGAGCUGAUGGUGUAACAAACAAGCGCUUCAAGAGUGUUUUGAGGGGAAAAAGUGAAAUUCUUUUUGCGGAGAAAGCAUUUUCUGAGGUUCUGCUCACAUAAGCCGUGUGUUGUGCUAGUUCAGCGCUGCAAGAGGUCGUUUCCUGCUCCGAGCUGUUGUUUAAUGUGUGUUGUUACUCAAUGACAAAGUGAGCCCAACAGUAGUCGGAGAAUCCGUCAGCAUCAGGAAGUGAGUGUGGUAUUUCAAUAACUGGAUCUUGUGGUGGAACGGCGUCGAAUCAGCAAAAGGCCUCAAAGUGGAUACCAAAAGCAACCUGGGUUUAACCCAGGACUUUGAGAGGAUGGUGGGCCUCUCGGGCGGUGCGCACCUCUACGGGGCGGGCAUGCCACCGACACAGGAGAUUGUCCGGGACAUGUCCUCCAUGCCGAGCACCGCCCCUACCAGUGCCGAUGCCUGCCUCAGCAUUGUCCACUCGCUGAUGUGUCACCGACAGGGUGGCGAAAGCGAAGGCUUCGCCAAACGGGCCAUCGAAUCUCUGGUGAAGAAGCUAAAGGAGAAACGGGACGAGCUGGAUUCGCUCAUCACGGCGAUUACCACAAACGGAGCACAUCCCAGCAAGUGUGUCACAAUCCAGCGGACUCUUGACGGGCGAUUACAGGUGGCAGGACGCAAAGGUUUUCCCCAUGUGAUUUAUGCCCGCAUAUGGCGCUGGCCAGAUCUCCACAAAAACGAACUGAAGCACGUCAAGUACUGUCAGUUCGCGUUCGAUCUCAAAUGCGACUCGGUUUGCGUGAACCCGUACCAUUACGAACGGGUGGUAUCUCCCGGAAUUGAUCUAUCCGGGUUGACACUGCAGACUGGUCCGAGCCGUUUAAUCAAAGACGAGUACACCCCUGGAUCGGUUGUGCCCGGAUCCAUGGACAUCGAUGGUAAUGAAAUUGGAACGAUACAGCACCAUCCGGCAAUGGUGCCAGGUGGAGGCUACGGUGGCAUGGGAAUGCACCAGCAAGUCCCAGACCCGUCACAAAUGGGCAGUAUGUUUCCGCCUCCGCCGGGCAGUGCCCCAAGACCUAUACCAAAAAUGGAACCCUCAGAGCAGCCUCGAAACAGUAACGGCAGCUGGAUGAACAACCAAAGUUCAUCCUCAGCGUCUGCCCCCAAUUCUGCUCCACUUAAUCGGCUUUCGUCGUCUCUGCCGCAUUCCUCUGUUCUAGGUAAUCCAAUCGGAUUAGCCAGUGGUGGUGGGCUGCGUCCCCCUCAACCGGGCCCAGUCCAAGGCCCACCUCAAUCCGCUCAACCAAAUCCACAAAUGACAAACGGCGGAAACGGACUGAUAGGAAGCUCGUCCCAGCCCAAUCUUCUCAACGCCGACGGCCAAGGGCAGUACUACACCAACAGCGCGGUGGAUCCCACGCUGGCCGGUGAUCCCCAACUCGGUCCCAACAUGGGCGUCCAGAAUUCGAUAUCCGCCGCGUCGCCUGUGUCUCCUCACCUGCAGCAAAACGGCUACAGUCAGCAGGCACAGAAUAGUCAACAGCAGCAGCAGCAGCAACCUCCUCCUCAGCAGCAGUCACAACAGUCCUCCGGUCAGGGCCAGUACGGUCAGCACCAGACCGGCGCGGCGACAUGGUCCGGCGCCAACACGCUAACGUAUACGCAAUCAAUCCAACCACCGGCGCCAGAUCCGCGAUCUCAGGGUGGCCACCAACAGUAUUGGCAGCACGGUGGCGGCGGUGGCCCUGGAAGUGUCAGUGGAUCAAGUACAGGCCAAAUGCAGGAAUUGCCCAACCAACAACGGCUGUCUAGACAGCCGGCACCGGAAUACUGGUGUUCGGUUGCUUAUUUCGAGCUCGAUACUCAAGUUGGGGAAAUGUUCAAAGUACCAUCGAACCGCCCGAAUGUAACCGUCGAUGGGUAUGUCGAUCCGUCUGGUGGAAAUCGGUUCUGCUUGGGUGCACUCAGCAACGUGCAUCGAACGGAGCAAAGCGAAAAAGCAAGGCUACACAUCGGCAAGGGAGUGCAGCUGGAUCUGCGUGGAGAAGGAGACGUGUGGCUACGAUGUCUGAGUGAUCAUUCAGUGUUCGUUCAAAGUUACUAUUUGGAUCGCGAGGCUGGUCGCACGCCCGGCGAUGCUGUUCACAAAAUCUAUCCUGCGGCGUGUAUAAAGGUGUUCGAUCUCCGUCAGUGUCACCUGCAGAUGCAAUCAUUGGCUACUAGCGCCCAAAAAGCCGCACAAAUGCAAGCUGCCGCAGUUGCGGGGGUUUCCGGGUUGGCCGUUGGUGCUCCCAGAAAUCUGUCUGCCGCUGCCGGAAUCGGUGUCGAUGACUUGCGAAGGCUCUGCAUCCUGCGGUUGUCGUUCGUCAAGGGCUGGGGUCCCGACUAUCCCCGACAGUCCAUCAAGGAGACGCCCUGCUGGGUGGAAGUCCAUCUGCACCGGGCGCUGCAGCUGCUGGACGAAGUGUUGCACCAAAUGCCGAUCGAUGGCCCCCGUGGCGCUAUAGAGUAAAAUGUCUAGAUCGCGACGCCGUAUAGCUGCUUUUCAGUAUGUAUAGGAGAUAUUUAUUUCACGCGUGACGGAUCAUUGAUACGGUACGGCAAACAUUGGCUUUUUAUCUACACAGCUCCGAAGUUCACUUUGGAUGAUCGGUUUACUUACCCUCAACGAAAAGUUUACAGAAUGUUUCAAAGAUUAUCAUUGAAAAUUUUUUACUGAAAAAUGUAUUGAGUCCUUGAAGAAUUAUUUAAGGAUUUCUUUCAGCAAAUAUCUUAGAAAUUUCUUCUCAGAUUUCUCCACAAAAUCCUUAAGAAACAUUUCCAGGAAUUCGGUAUAUGAGGCCAGUCGUGAGUAAGCCAUCGCAUCAUCACAUUACCCAGCAUUCUGACAUGGCAGGCGCCAUUCUCGCCUAAAAAAGAAGAUCACCAAUACUUACAAUACAAUUCCUGUAAGUUAGUGUUAGCGGUCAGCCAAGCUCUUCUGGCGAUUUCAUUUAUGUGAAGUUUAGAGCUAGGUAGAUAAAAUAAAAUGUGAAACCGUGUAAUUAUUGUUUAAUAACGAUAUGCUAAAGUGUACAUGUAUCAGUAGUGAUCACAAAAGUGUUACAAGAGUGCGCAUACAAAAGCUUGUUAAAAUUUAAGACGUACUAUCCGUUUGAGACGUUUAGAGCAAAAGUUACUCAAUAGAUUGCUUCGAAAUUCUCCUGUUUGUGCACUGAAACUGUGUAGGCAAUUUUUGCAAAGUUUUUGUUAAUGUUGUUCUUCUGAACACCCCUGACGUUGGAAUAGAAAGCAGAGCAUUACUUUUGGCACUCACAGCAUGUCGUCUGUAACGGAUAGCGAAAACAGGAUAAAAAAACGUGUGAUUUGUUAGUAGGUAACGUUUAUGAUAAGCAUGAAAACCUGUAUACUUAGCGACUAAAUCAUGAAUAUAAACUUAUUUAUACAGAUAACGAUCUACAUACAAAGUUUUACGCUAAUUCUUAGAGGAAACAAAUGUUUACGCAUCAAAGUGAUUCAAACAAGUACCGCGAGGUCAAUACAAAUUUCGUCUCUUAUAGCAUAAAUGCAAACGAUAAAAACAUUAACAACUGAACUAAAAAGGAUACAAAGCAACCGACAAAUAUUCUACCUCUGAUAAGAAAAUGAGAACAACAAGAACACUCACUUUAUAUUCAUGCAUAGUUCUUAAAACAAAACAAAAAAAGUUUAAAAUUGCAGACAAAAUGCAACCAUUAGAUGUGCUAGUGAAUAACACAAAACACAAAAAAAGUAUUCACGAAUGGCGAUGAAGUGCAACGCAUUGAGGGUGAGGAUGUUCAAAAAAAACAGAGUUGGAUGUUUCAAAAAUGUUAGUAGUGACAAAGGAAAACUAUGAAAGAAACUGUACCUUACAAAAAAAACUAAAACUAAAGAAAAUAUGCUCUUUCCAGAGGACAAAUCUUGGAAUCUAUAUUAUAUUAUUGACGAUUUCAGCAUGAAGCAAAAAGUGCUAAUCAGGUCGUACAUUUUCGGUGCGCAUUGAUGAGUGCCAUUAAACCUAGAGCUGGUUUGAGAAAUCAGAUAUAAAGAAUGAUAAAAAGAAACACAAUUUUCCAAUUAUCACUAAAACUCCGCCUACCUUUUUGGAAAUGAACUUAACUUGUUUAUAUUUGUGUUGCCUUAAUUUCCGUUUCCUUUUCAAAGAGCAAUGAAAUAAAACAAUCGUAUAAGCAAGAGAAGAAGUGCAAUGACAGAGCAUUAUUAUACAGUAAAGAAAGAUAAAGAUUCAAACACACAAGCAAAGUACGAACGUUGUUCGACGAAGAGUUACUUCCAAAUGUCGGAGAAGUUUAUUUUGUUAGUUGCUGAUUGGAAUACCUAACUGUUGAUGUUUUUUUUUUUCUUUUUUUUUUGAACUGUACAUGGAAUGGUUCGCAACCUAAAUAUGACAGAAUGUAACAUUUAAAACACGAUUAUCGGUAAAUAAAAAUACAUCACAUUGCAAA
Molecule: messenger RNA, 5102 nt
Organism: Aedes albopictus (Asian tiger mosquito)
Lineage: Eukaryota; Metazoa; Arthropoda; Insecta; Diptera; Culicidae
Gene: Med
Product: mothers against decapentaplegic homolog 4
Exons: 9
Coding region: 962-3127 (721 amino acids)
Biological process (GO): regulation of transcription by RNA polymerase II; cell differentiation; BMP signaling pathway
Cellular component (GO): heteromeric SMAD protein complex
Molecular function (GO): DNA-binding transcription factor activity, RNA polymerase II-specific; I-SMAD binding; RNA polymerase II cis-regulatory region sequence-specific DNA binding
Source: RefSeq, a predicted model, not a curated record